Closterium sp. NIES-65 is the source of this 4521-nucleotide messenger RNA. Lineage: Eukaryota; Viridiplantae; Streptophyta; Zygnematophyceae; Desmidiales; Closteriaceae. The record is from the annotation of a GenBank genome assembly.
AUGGCUUGGCUAUUCUCUCUACGACUGCACGGCAGAGUUUCGUCUCUUCUGGCUGCACACACACCUGUUGCAGUGCGGCGCCAGCUGAAUUCGUGCUUCCCCUCCCCCCCCUCUCCCAUGCAGCCCAAUAACACAUACUACGUGCUGGACGUGAUGGCAUGGCGCGGCUAUUCUCUCUACGACUGCACGGCCGAGUUUCGUCUCUUCUGGCUGCAAACGCACCUGCCGCAGUGCGGCGCCUGCGACCCGCCCUCCCACUUCCACCGUUUCCGCUUCGCUCCCGUGCCGUUUUUUGAGUGCCACUGCCAAGGGCUCGAGGCUGCUUACUUGCCAACGACUGCACGAGUGGAGUUCACUCGCGAUGGGCUGCUCUUCCACAACCGCCACUCCCACUACGCGUUGGGGCUCUCGCCUUUGGUGCUGCAGUGGAAGGACGUGGCGUGCAGUCGGUUCGCUCCCCUCUUCGCCCCUCCAUUCACAUUUCCCUCCCUCCGUACACAAAUCCCUCCUUUCUAUCACCCUCUCAGGCAUUCGCACUACACGUUGGGCCUCUCACCGCUGUUGCUGCAGUGGAAGGACGCGGCGUGCAGUCGGUUUGUGAUUGACACGGAUGGAUCGGGGAAGAUUCCGGAGCAGCAGCAGGUGGUUCUCCUGCUGGCAGCAGACGGCUCUCUGGUGACAAGUGAUGACCCUCCAGUGGUCUUCGGCUCCUUGCCCCCCCACACUCUCAAUGAUCCCUCCCUGCACCUGCGCCCCAACAAGCUGCUGCGAUUUGCCGUAGGUCCGGGUGGGUUGCAUCUAGAGGAGGGGCGAGUGGUGGGGGUGGACCUGCUGUUUCAGGGCGCAGCCAACCAGAGGAGAGGUGGCGCUGACAGCUGCUCCAAGAUCCUGUUUCAGUAUGCGGCUCGGCACUCCCCUCUCACUAUUCAACACAUCACAGCUGCAGUUGUACUAGGGCAUGAAGGUUUCCUCGGAGGAGCAUUGCUCUGCGCGCUGCGCUCAUUCAGCUCCGCCAUGCCUGUGCGCCUCCCCUUCUUCUCCGCCCCAAGCGGGCCUGCGCGUCAGAUUUCCGCCGUUGCGCACAGUCAUGCCUUCCUCCGCACCCAUCACCAUGCGCUCGUGCAACCUGCUCCCCCACUACUCCCCCUCAUGGUCCCCCGGCCGCACCACCUCGGGCGCUCUCCCGACGAUCACUCGAGCCCCUUUUUUCGCGCCCGUCCCUCCGAUUCGGGGCAAACCUGCUGCGCCGCUCACCCCAACCGUCGUCGCGUCCUGCGCUCGUCCGACCUGCUUCCCCACAUCCUCCCCCACAUGCUCCCCCGCCCCUCCCCCUCCGCCUCCUGCGCUCUCCCCGCGACGGCCCCACUUGCGCGCCUCUAUCCGACGCAACGUGUUCGAUCCAACGGGAUGGACGCAAUGGCGCCGAGUGAGGAGCGUCAGGAAUUGUGUGGAAGGAUGCGGGAUGGCAGCAGGGUGACGGUGGGCGUGCUGUCCAAGUGGGUGCACAUCGGCCGGGGGUGGGCGCCAAGGCUCUUCCUUCUCAGACAGAAGCUUCCCGAUCGGUACGAUCGUGUGGCUCUUAUAGGGAGGGCUGUGUCGGACCUGAUUGGUGACUAUAACGAAGGGAUUCUGCGCAAGGGAGAGGAGGAGGAGGGUGGGGAUGUGGGAGAAGGUGGGGAUGAGGAGGAGAGUGAGGAUGAGGGAGAGGGUGGGGAUGUGGUGGUGGAGGGGGAUGAGGGGGGUGGAGAUGAGGGAAAGGGCGAGGAAAAGGGAGAUAGUUCAAGAUUCCAAGGGACGGAGAGAAAAACGCAACUGAUGUCAGGAGAUGAGGAGGAGGAGGAGGAGGAGGAGGAGGAGGAGGAGGAGGAGGAGGAGGAGGAGGAGGAGGAGGAGGAGGAGGAUGAGGAGGAGGAGGAUGAGGAGGAGGAAGGUGGGAAAGGAGAUGAGCAAAGGGAGGGGAAGGGGCAAACUGAGGCCAAGGGAGAAGCGGAGGAGGCAGAGGAGGAGUUGAAGAGGCAAACUGAGCAAGUCAAGGGGGUAGUGCUACCUCCCACAGAAAACCGGCAGGGGGCAGCAGUAGGCCGCAGCGACCCCACUAAGUUCUAUCUUGCCACGUCAGCACGCACGCUCAUCCUGUGUGCUGAGUCAGCAGAAGACCGCUCCCUCUGGCUGCAAGCUAUCGAGGAUGCAAGGCUUUCUUUCCCUGUGCCUGCUGGAUUGGUUGCUGCUGCUGAUGCGGAUACCGCAGCCACAGCUUCUGCUGCUGCUGCUGCUGAGCCAAUCUCUCCUGCUCUCUCCUCCCUCGGGAUUGCCUCUCUUUCUCCUAUGCCGCCUCCUGCCCUUGCAUCUGCUGCCACACCUGCUGCAACUGGUGGUAACGAUGGCGAUGACAUCAGCAGCGGUCAUGGUGACGUGGACAUAGCUGAUGCUGCUGAUGCGGACACAGAGCCGCUGACUCCGUCACACAUUUCCCUCCAUCCUAUGGUCGAUUUCCUGAGGGCUGCUGACGUCAGCGAUGACGUCAUCAUGAAAUGCGAGGAGGUGGUUCGGCGGCAGGUGGUGGCGCGGGUGUUGUUGGGGGAGCGGCGUGCAAAGGAGCAGCUUAUAACGAGGAUGAAGCAGCUGGAGGUCGGCUUCUCCUACCCUUUCGUCCCACGUCGCACGCGCCUCCCACUACCAGACAAGCAAAACCGCUCGGGCAGCCUGGCUGGGGGGCUGUGGGCGGCGCUGCGCGAGUGCGUGGGGCGGGAUUUGUCCCGAGUGUGCCUGCCGGUGCAGCUGAACGAGCCAAUCGGGUUGCUGCACAAGUGCGCCGAGGAGAUGGAGUACAGCUGGCUGCUCGACCGGGCGGCAGAGUACGGGCGGCGGGUGAGUCGGUGGGUGGCGGGUGAGGGUGUGGGCGGCAGAGUACGGCCGGAAGGUGAGUCGGGCGAUCAGCUAAUGAGAGCCCUCCACGUGGCAGCCUUUGCCAUGUCAGGCUAUGCCAACACCAGUGCGCGCAUGCACAAGCCCUUUAACCCGCUGCUGGGGGAGACUUACGAGGCGAACUACCCCGACAAGGGCUUUAAGCUGCUCGCAGAGAAGGUGAGUCACUUGUGCCAGAAAGUGAGUCACUUGUGCCAGAAGGUGAGUACUCACCUCCAAUUCCCAGCUGCCGUUCUGCCUGCUAAUGGUAGCAGGCAGACAGGUGGGUGUUCUGACACUCUGUGCAGGCAGACAGGUGUGUGUGCCACCCUGCUCCUGUGCUGCCUACCACGCCACGAGUGCUGCUCGUGCUGUCCAGCACUGGUGGUGAGCCCACCCUCACUUGCCCUUCUCCCCACCCUCACUUGCCCUUCUCCCCACCCUCACUUGCCCUUCUCCCCACCCUCACUUGCCCUUCUCCCCACCCUCACUUGCCCUUCUCCCCACCCUCACUUGCCCUUCUCCCCACCCUCACUUGCCCUUCUCCCCACCCUCAAACCGCUGCUGGGGGGAGAAGGGCGUGUGAGAGCGCGCAUACAAGGUUCUGAACCACCCCCCAACGGUGGCAGCGCACUGCUGGGGCAACGGGUGGCAGCUGUUUGGAGACUCGACCCUCAAGAAUUCUCAAAAGUCUUCUCCUCUCACCUGUUCUUCUCCUCUCAACGUUCAGUUCUGGGGCACGUGCUGCCCUCCGUUCGCACUGCUGUAGGUGCGCUUCUGGGGGCUGUCCAUGCACCUGCAGGGGCUGUCCAUGCACCAGGUGCAUGGAUAAUCCCCUUCCUCCCUCUCCAUGCACCUGGUGCAUGGAUAAUCCCCUUCCUCCCUCUCCAUGCACCUGGUGCAUGGAUAAUCCCCUUCCUCCCUCUCCAUGCACCUGGUGCAUGGAUAAUCCCCUUCCUCCCUCUCCAUGCACCAGGUGCAUGGAUAAUCUCCUUCCUCCCUCUCCAUGCACCUGGUGCAUGGAUAAUCCCCUUCCUCCCUCUCCAUGCACCAGGUGCAUGGAUAAUCUCCUUCCUCCCUCUCCAUGCACCUGGUGCAUGGAUAAUCUCCUUCCUCCCUCUCCAUGCACCAGGUGCAUGGAUAAUCUCCUUCCUCCCUCUCCAUGCACCUGGUGCAUGGAUAAUCUCCUUCCUCCCUCUCCAUGCACCAGGUGCAUGGAUAAUCUCCUUCCUCCCUCUCCAUGCACCUGGUGCCAUGCGGUGUGGUUCCGGGGGCCGUCCAUGCACCUGGUGCCCAGUGGGGUGUCAUCUCGACCCCCCUUCCCCCCCUUCCUAUGCCUUCCUCCUCCCCUCCCCCGCUCCACCCCGCUCCCUGCAGGUGCGGUUCUGGGGGCCGUCCAUGCACCUGGUGCCCAGUGGGGUUAUCUCCGUGGUGCAGAACGAGCAGGGGAAGAAGCUGGCGAAGCUGCACGGCUGUUGUGUUAUCUUGGUACCCACGCUCCCCAAUGCAGUGGCCCACCUCCCCCCCUUUUCACCCACCAACCACCAGGUGCAUGGGCACGUGCAGAACGAGCAGGGGGAGAAACUGGCGAUGCUGCACUGCUGUUGUAUUCACUAG